Molecule: messenger RNA, 339 nt
Organism: Suillus fuscotomentosus
Lineage: Eukaryota; Fungi; Basidiomycota; Agaricomycetes; Boletales; Suillaceae
Exons: 2
Coding region: 1-339 (112 amino acids)
Source: RefSeq, a predicted model, not a curated record
AUGCCUCAUGCCUCAGGUGUCGGGAGGGUCAAAGGGCUCUCGAAAUCCAUCAUUUCCCAUGGUUUUAGAGGGGGUCAUCGCUAUUCCAAAGUCCUGGCAGCCGGCAAACAAAGCCAGCGUAUGGCAGAGGCAGAUUCCAGCCGCCAGGCUGCUAUACAAGAAAUGUCAGCAGAGGACCGAAGCCGCGUUGAAAAUAUGAUGGCAGAUUUUGGAAUGGAUGUGGAGGUGUUCACCCAUACAGUGCCUCCAGGUGAAGAGGCCUUUGACCUCAGUCACGCAGGUGGGGAGCAUGAGGCAUUUGAAGACCUUGCUCAUCAACUGGCGGAUCUAACUGGAUAG